This is a messenger RNA of Alexandromys fortis (reed vole), 2327 nucleotides long. It is a transcript of the gene Tysnd1, whose product is annotated as trypsin like peroxisomal matrix peptidase 1. Gene Ontology annotation, molecular function: serine-type endopeptidase activity. Lineage: Eukaryota; Metazoa; Chordata; Mammalia; Rodentia; Cricetidae. Gene Ontology annotation, cellular component: peroxisome. The record is from RefSeq and is a predicted model, not a curated record. Bases 78 to 1781 code for a protein of 567 amino acids. The transcript is spliced from 4 exons. Gene Ontology annotation, biological process: protein processing; regulation of fatty acid beta-oxidation.
CGACCAGGAGACCUGAGUCAGUUGCUUGCGCCGGUCGCUCUGAGGUGACAGCCGUUGUGCGACGUCUUGGGGAAGCCAUGGGGCGGCAGUGGGGACCCUCUAUGAAGGUGGCGGAGCAGGCGGGCUGCGUGGUGAGCGCCUCGCGGGCCGGGCAGUCCGACAUAGGCUCGUGGAGUUGCAGCGGGGUGAUCCUGAGCCGCAAUCCAGGCCUUGUGCUGUGUCACGGGGGCAUCUUCACCCCCUUCCUGAGGACGGGCAGCGCGGCCCUGACCCAGACGGGUGCCACUUUCCUACCCGGUGACAGUUGCAGCGAUGACCUGCGCCUGCACGUGCAGUGGAGAUCCACGGCUGCCAGCCCCGCCGGUCGCGCAAAGCAGGAGCUCCCGGGGCUGUGUACACCUCAGUGUGCAAGCGUGGGCCUCGAACCCGGCGCCACCGGCCGGGCCCGGGCACAGCCUCUCCAGCCCCCGCGGCCCGCACAGCUACUACUGCUGAUCAGCUGCCCUGCUUUCCGCUCCCACUUCGCACGACUCUUCGGGGCCGAAGCAGCCGAGCAAUGGCACUUCGUGAGCUCGGCGCCUGACGAUGCGGUGUCGGAGGAGGAGGAGGAGGACCAGCUGCGCGCGCUCGGCUGGUUCGCGCUGCUGCGGGUGCGAUCGGGUGCGGCGGAGGAGGAGAGGCGGGGGCCGGCCGUGGCCGUGGCGCCGCUGGGGACUGUGGCCAAGGGCGCCCCGCUGCUGGCUUGCGGCUCUCCGUUCGGCGCCUUCUGCCCGGACAUCUUUCUGAACACGCUGAGCCGCGGCGUGCUCAGCAACGCUGCGGGACCGCUACUGCUCACCGAUGCGCGCUGCCUGCCGGGCACGGAAGGCGGCGGAGUGUUCGCGGCUCGGCCCGCGGGCGCGCUGGUGGCGCUAGUGGCCGCGCCGCUCUGCUGGAAGGCCCGCGAGUGGGUGGGCCUCACGUUGCUUUGCGCCGCCGCCCCGCUGCUUCAGGUCGCUCGCUCCGUGCUGGCUCGCCUGCAUCCAGGCUCCGCCUCCCUGGCGCCGCUGCUGCCACCCGAGGUGGGCUCCCCGUGGGGCCCGCCCCUGAGAGACUUCGGACCCCCGUGGGCAGCUGCGGCCGUGCUGGUGGAGUGUGGUACUGUGUGGGGUUCCGGAGUGGCCGUGGCGCCUCGCCUGGUGGUGACUUGCCGGCACGUGGCUCCCCGGGAAGCAACCAGGGUCCUGGUGCGCUCGGCCAUCCCCAAGAAUGUGGCAAUCUGGGGACGAGUGGUGUUUGCCACUCAGGAGACCUCUCCAUACGACAUAGCAGUGGUGAGCCUGGAAGAGGACCUGGACGGUGUCCCCUUGCCUGUUCCCACCGAGCACUUCCAUGAAGGUGAGCCUGUCAGUGUGGUGGGCUUUGGUGUCUUUGGCCAGGCCUGUGGGCCCUCGGUGACCUCGGGCAUCCUGUCGGCCGUGGUGCAUGUGGAUGACACCCCAGUGAUGCUACAGACCACAUGUGCCGUGCAUGGUGGCUCCAGUGGAGGACCCCUCUUCUCCACGCGCUCAGGGGACCUCUUGGGCAUCGUUGCCAGCAACACUCGGGACAACAACACGGGCGCCACCUACCCACACCUGAACUUCAGCAUUCCCGUAACAGUGCUCCAGCCAGCCCUGAAGCAGUACAGCCAAACUGGCGACCUGGGUGCUCUCCAAGAGCUGGACCACGCCACUGAACCAGUCAGGGUGGUGUGGCGGCUGCAGCGGCCCCUGCCUGAAGCCCCGCGGAGCAAGCUCUGAGACUGUCCCUCUUCUGGGACAAGGUAGACCACUUUAUGGCUGUGAGAAGUGGAUGGAUGUGGCCACUGUGACAUCUCAGUCACCUGCCAGGGCACACCCCAAGCCACCCCUCAUCUGUACCCACUGACUGCCCGGGAGCAAAGUGCUGUGCAGCUCGGUGGCUUUCUGAUCGACAUUGGGGUGCUUUCUUGAGCCCGUCUCUUCUGUUUCCCGGAGCUAGGCUUGGCAUUGUCAUUGUGCCUUCUGGGGAUUGUAGUCCAUAGGGCAGAAAGGGCAAUCCAACCCCAUUCCACCCCCUAUCCCUGUUUGGCAUCUGACAACCCCUGUACCCAGCAGGUAGAGGCCUCUGCUUGGAAGUCCAGAGUCCCAGUGGCCAAUAACAGGAGUGCCUUCCCAUUGCCACACCAGUACAUAGGCAAAUCCCCGAAAGCCACCUAGGCCUUUACUCUGACACAGUGCCUUCAUUUUCUAGUCCAGAGCCUGGGACUCGGGGUCUUGUAGGUGGUGUGUGUGAAGGGGGCUGAGGAAUAAACACUUUGAAUGGUC